GAGGAUGCAGAGCACAUUCGAGAGGAGGCAUCGCUCUUGACAGCCCAACUUCUUUGCAUCCGAAGAAGGGCAUGAACCCAGGGGUUUCCUGGGAGCGCAGAACGUUUGAGUGCCGGCGCUCUUUUUGCAGCGUAUUGCUGGAAAGAGCUGGCAGAGAGACGGACACUUGGCUAUGGCUUCAUUUCGGGUUGCCCGCAGACUUUGGUGGGGCUGCAGCAGGAGGUUUGUUUCAACUGAUUUGGUUCCUAAACUAUCAACAGCUGAGAUUGCACAGAUGCGCAACAAGCUCUUUGCGAAGGAAAAAGAGAGACAAUUGUCUCUCUAUCCACGAAUUGAGAAGAUCGAAGUAAAGUAUGUUGGCAAAUCUCACCCAGGCACUAUAUUUGUAAUGAACAAAGGACUCUCCACACCAUAUACUUGUGCCAUGCAUUUAAGUGAGUGGCACUGUAAGAAAUCUGUACUCGCCCUUGUAGAUGGAAAAAUCUGGGAAAUGUACCGGCCUUUCACUCAGUCAUGCGAAAUACAGUUUCUUACUUUCAAAGAUGAAGAUCCAGAGGAAGUGAACAAAGUAGUGCUAUCUGGUGCUUUCUGCUAUGAUGUAAUUUUGGACAACAGGCUGAAUGAUUGGAAGCCAACAAAGGAGAAUCUUCAUUCUUUUACAAAAGAAGUUCACAAACUUAUUCACAAAGACCUGCCAUUUGAAGUCCUCGAUGUUGAUAUAAAAGUGGCACUUAAAAUAUUUCAGCACAACCAGUAUAAACUAGAUGUGGUCAAACAAAAAGCUUCACAAAAUUCUGAAGGAACGGUGCAAUUGAAUAGUUUUGACAAAAGCAAACUGGUGGCAAAGAAUCUUUUGGGCUUGUUCAAAAUUCUACAUGGGAAAGAAGUAGCAGUCAGCAGUCCCAUCUAA
Messenger RNA from Gekko japonicus, 910 nucleotides. Its product is annotated as 39S ribosomal protein L39, mitochondrial-like. NCBI's taxonomy places the organism in Eukaryota, Metazoa, Chordata, Lepidosauria, Squamata, Gekkonidae. The transcript is spliced from 7 exons. Gene Ontology annotation, cellular component: mitochondrion. The coding region runs from base 173 to 910 and encodes 245 amino acids. Gene Ontology annotation, molecular function: nucleotide binding; RNA binding. The record is from RefSeq and is a predicted model, not a curated record.